Rotaria socialis is the source of this 1848-nucleotide messenger RNA. NCBI's taxonomy places the organism in Eukaryota, Metazoa, Rotifera, Eurotatoria, Philodinida, Philodinidae. The record is from the annotation of a GenBank genome assembly.
AUGAUACCAAAUAUUGCACUUAAACGUAAAUCACCGUUAGAUAACAGUAACGUACCAAUAGCAACAACUGCCAAUCAUAAUUCAAUAUCAACGUUAACAAAGAAAUUUCGUGGUACUAAUUAUGAUGAAAAAGUCAAUCAGAAUGAACGUCGAAUGUCUUUGUUAUCAUCAACAACUCACAAAACUAAACCAGAACCGAAAAAGAUGACAAUCCUAAACGGUGAACAAAAUCAUACAUCAUAUAAGCGAUUAGACGAAGAUGAAAUGACACCAGUCGUGCUUGCUGAAUAUCGUCGUCUUCAACACGAACUACAAUGUCAAGAGGCAUUGCUUGUUCUUAUGCAAAAAUUAAAAACAAAUCAAAGACUUGUAUCACAAACAAAUAAUAACACUACUAAUAACUCUCUUAAACAACGAACGACGACAGGAACACCAACGCCAACAACAGCAACAAAACUAAGCCAACAAUCAUCAGUGAUCGAUGGUAAAAAUCCAAUAUUAGCCACAAAACAGCAUCAACAAAAUAAUGCGAAUAGACCAAUACCAACAAAACCACCACAUCCAAAUCAAUAUACUGUUAAUCGUUCAAAUAAUAAUAGUAGCCAAAUAGCACAACAACAAUCAUCGAAAAACUCUCAAUCAAUCCCUCAGGCUAUUCGUCAAUCUAAUAAUACUAAUAGCAGCAGUAUACCACCAGCAACAGCUACACGAAUAUCAUCGUCAGUACCGAACGCGGCAACAAAACAUUCGUCAAAUACAUCAACUACAAACAAUACAUCAAAAAGUAAUGGUGUCGCUGCUGAACAACAUUUAUUAAAUGCUAAAUUAGCAUUACGUAAACAAUUAGAACAAACCUUAUUACAAAUUCCAACACCUAAACCGUCCACAUGUGAUUUAACAUUCAUUCCUGGCGUUAAUGGUUGGUCUGAAUUUUUAGCUUUUCUCGGUCUUGAACAAGCGAUGAAUACAUACAGCGAUAUUGCUAAUCGCCGUUCACACGAAAUUUCAAUGAAUUUGCCACAUGUAUGUGUUCAAUGCGGCACUGAUUGGUCGGUGACAUGGCAUGAAAUGUCAUCAAAUAGUGAUACGAAUUCUGAUGAUAAAAUUCUUUGUGAUCGUUGUACAAAAACAUCACAGAAAAAGUUACUUAAACAAGAUCAUUCGAAUCGCUUACGUCAGGCAUUUAUUAAAGCUUUACAACAAGAAAAAGAACUUGAUGCUAAAUUUCAACAACAAUCAACAUUAACAACAACAACACCAACAAGUACAGUUAAACAAUCAUCAUCUACUCAACCGCCACCACAACAACAACAACAGCAACAACAACAACAACAACAACAACACCAAAGUAAACAUAUGCAUCAAACAAAUAAACAUUCGAAUAAACCACUAUCAACAAAAACAAGUUCAAAUCAUCAUCAUCAUCACCAUAAUAAUAAUAAUAGUACAAAUAAUAAUAAUAAUAAUAAUAAUCAUCAUUCUCAUCAUCAUCAUUCAGGAAAGAGUAGUAGUUCAUCGAAGCAUCACAAUACAAAUUCCUCAGCAAUGUCAGCAUUAACUCCAUCAUCAGCUGAAACUCUAGCAUCAACAUUAGCUGCUUUACAAACUAAUGAACAAAUGGAAUUCUUUCAAAAACAUUUUCUAUCAAAUAUGCUUCCAUUUGCUGUUGCUAAUCAAGCAGCUGCAGCACUUGCAGCAAAAUCAAGUCAACAGCAGCAACAACAACAGGCAGCAUUAGCUGCAUUACCAGCUAUGGCCGCAUCACUUAUGCGUCAACCUAAUCCAGCUCAAUAUUUACUUGAUAUGAUACCCCAAGCAGCUAAACAGCAACAUCAUCAUUCGAAAUGA